Messenger RNA from Durusdinium trenchii, 1458 nucleotides. The record is from the annotation of a GenBank genome assembly. NCBI's taxonomy places the organism in Eukaryota, Dinophyceae, Suessiales, Symbiodiniaceae.
AUGGAAAAGGCGCUUGACAAGUGGUACGGCAAGUUGAAACAUGAGGCAAUCAAGAUCAAAAGACAAGCGAAAGCAGUUGCGGAGCUUGAGACACCUUUUGAGCGCAAUUUGCGCGAGGCAACCUCCAACAAGCGGUGGGGUUGCCCAAACAGUGUCCUCCAUGAGCUUGCUCUUGAUGCGCAGACCUACAAGUAUCGCCAGAAAAUCAUGACACGUGCAGUCGAGAACCUUAAUGGCAACCAAGAAAAGUGGCGCAGAAUUCUCAAGACACUUAUCAUGCUUGAGUAUUUGAUCAAAAAUGGUGGGGAGAACAUCGCAGACGAACUGCGGGGAGAGCAGCUCAUGUUCCGGCGCUUGGCCAACUUCCAGUGUCGAGAGGAUGGCACGGACAGAGGCAGUGGGGUUCGUGAAAAAGCUGAUACGUUGGUCAAGCUGCUUAAUGACAAGGAAUUUCUAAAAUCGGAGAGGGAGCAGGCCAAGCUGCACCAUACCAAGCUGACUGGAGCUGGACCUACUGCAAUCGGAGGAGGUCGAAAAAGUCCAUCGCAAGCAGCCUCCAGCAGCGCUUCUUCUGUUCUCAGCAGUGCGCUGAAUGAAGCCAUGAACGAGUUCCGACCCGGCGUGGGCGACUCUCGCAGCUUGUCUGCGUCUCAGGCCGCUGACCUGGAACGGCGCUUCAAUAGGCUGAAGGAGGAGCAGAUGGCAGAGAGAGCUGCGCGAGAGAAUGUCAACAGAUUCGAGGAUGGGAAAAAUUCGCCUUCACCAAGAAGGGAUGAGGAAGAUGCUCGCCCCAAGGAAGACAAAUAUGGACUGUUUGAUCCGAGCUUUGCUUUGCAGCAGGACAACGACUCUGACUCUGACAGAAGUGUUGGAAGAGGUUCUGGCAGCAAGGCUCCCCCUUCAAACAUUGACCUACUGGAUAUGGAUGCUGAGGAGCCAGCCAGAACCGCGCCGGCUGCACAGACAGUUGGUGAAGACUGGGCUGACUUCUGCACCCCUGCGACAUCUUCCACUCCGGUGCCGCGUUUUGAAGGACCACCUUCUCGGAUGCAGCCCACGAGCACCGGAUCCAACGAUCUGAUGGAUCUCGUCGAUGCGCCGUCCAAUCCGCCACCUGGUCAGGAUUUCACGGCUUUUGAUUCCUCCGACAACUUCUUUGAAGCUGACUUCAAGUCGGCGCAGCCCAGUGCGAUGUUCGAGGCCAACUGGACGUCAGGUCAAGCGAGUGGGGACGUGCAGGCUGUGGAUAGAAGUCACAUGCCGUCUGGAUAUGUGCAACCUCCACAGCCGGCCUACACUGCUGGAGGAGGUCCUUCUUUCUCAGGCACAUUCCUGGAUGGCAUGGACGUGGGGACAGAUAUGUGCAGCCUGAACAUCUCUGGAAAGGCUCCUGAAGGGAAACCGCAGAGUUCUGGACAAGCACUUCAGGAGCUGGACGCCUUCCAAUUCGGAACCUAA